Molecule: messenger RNA, 3033 nt
Organism: Triticum urartu
Lineage: Eukaryota; Viridiplantae; Streptophyta; Magnoliopsida; Poales; Poaceae
Source: RefSeq, a predicted model, not a curated record
CCUCGCAGACUCGCACAGACGCAUAGCCGCACGUCCAAAAAAGCACAUGACGAAGCUGCCGCUGACCGCCGUCUCAUAGCGCAGCCGCCGGCUGCCGCGGGCCCGCCUCCGGCGGGCGCCGUCCAUGGGCGCGGCGCACAUCAGUCCCUAUCUCCCCUAGUUCCCUUCAUCCAACGCCCCACCGGCCACAACCACUCCUUAGCCGACCCACGGGCGGACGUGCACACGCAGCCGCGAGCAGGUUAGCCGGCGACGGCGGCGGCGCGAGGGCGAGGCAGUGAACUGCCAACUAGGAAAAUCCUUCUCUGAAUCCUUACAAGCUGCGAAGGUUACAAGUUGAGGUCUAGGCAGCCAUGGGCAAGGCUAGUCAGCAAAAAAUUGAUUUGGUUUCCAAAAGAAAAAGAGAUGAUGACAUGAUUGGAUUUGAGGAAGAUCCUUCACCAAUGGCAGAUCAACCUUUGCCAAUGCUUGAAAUUGAACAGCCACACCCAGAGAGCCAAGAUGAAGGUCUUCAUGCAAAUGAACCUAUAACAUUCCGAGGUGUCGAGUUCUUGCAGCGAGACCCAGGAUUACGCCCACAAAUUUGGCAACAUCCACCCGAACAAAGAGAUAGUGUGCGGAGAGCAUAUUUGAUGUUAGGUCCUAUGCAACCUGAGCUACAGACCUAUAAACCUUCUGGUGAAAAAGGGCAUCAACGCCGCUUCCAGUACAAAUGGUUUGACAAUUUCCAGAAAUGGCUAGAGUAUUCGGAGGACAAACAUCGUGCUUAUUGUUUGUAUUGCUUUGUCUCUAGUAAAAAUGAGAAUAGACGAGGUGGUUCUCAUGUCUUCACAGUAGAUGGAUUUGACAGUUGGAAUAGAAUUAACUCUGGAAAACAUUGUGCAUUCUUAACCCACAUGGGCUCUGGACCAUGCUCACCACACAAUAAUGCAUUCACAGAUGGCCAAGCCUUGCUGAAUCAAUCAUGCCACAUAAAAACUAUUAUGGCAGUUAAGGACAAGGAGAAAGUAGAAAGAAACCGUCUCAGACUGAAAGUUUCAAUUGCAACGGUUAAGUGGCUCGCACUUCAAUCUUGUGCUUUUAGAGGAUAUGACGAAAGACCCGAGUCAAAGAAUAAAGGCAACUUUCUUGAAAUGGUGGAGCUUCUUGCUGAAUUCAAUCCUGAUAUUGCCAAAUGUGUGUUGGCGAAUGCUCCAUAUGGUUCUAAAUACACAUCACCAGAAAUUCAGAAGGAGAUCUUGAGUAUAUUUGCAUGUAAAAUCAGGAAUCAUAUCCGUGAGGAAAUUGGGGAUUCUAAGUUCUCUAUAUUAGUGGAUGAAACAUGUGAUGUAGCAAAGAGAGAGCAAAUGGCUCUGGUUCUUAGAUUUGCUGAUAAAGGUGGUAUUUUGCAAGAGAGGUUCUUUGACUUGAUACAUGUAGCAAACACAAGGUCUUUGACACUUAAAGACAAAUUGAGUUUUGCUUUAACCAACCCUGGUUUUGACAUUCAGAACCUUCGGGGACAAGGUUAUGACGGUGCUAGCAACAUGAGAGGUGACUUGAAUGGACUUCAAGCUCUUUUGCUCCAAGAAUGUCCAUAUGCUUAUUAUGUCCAUUGUUAUGCCCAUCGCUUGCAACUUGCUCUUGUUGAUGCAUCCAAAGAAGUGGUUUCUAUUUCUCAAUUCUUCCAAAAACUGAUCUAUAUCAUAAACACCGUUGACUCAUCUUCAAAGCGACAUGAUCAGCUCCAUCAAGCCCAACUAGUUGAACUUGAAAAUGCAAUUGCUAAUGCCAAUAUUGAGACAUGACAAGGGGCAAAUCAGAUUCAUACCCUUAAGCGACCAGGGGACACAAGGUGGGGUUCUCAUUUUGGUUCAGUUUACAGCCUUAUGAAGAUGUUUGGUGCUGUUUUUUCUGUCAUCCAAGAUAUAGCAGCCGAUAGAUCAAUUGGCUCAUUGCGUGCAGAUGCGGACACUUGUUUCGGCUACUUGUCCUCCUUUGAGUUCAUGUUUAACUUGUGUUUGAUGAAGGAGAUAUUUGAGAUAACCGAAGUGCUUGGCCAAGCUUUACAGAAGAAGUCACAAGAUAUUGUGAAUGCUGUUCGUUUAGUCUCCUCAACUAAAGAGUGUCUCCAACCACUAAGAUCAGAUGAUGGCUACCAAGAAUUUAUUGUCACAGUUGUUGAGUUCUGUACAAACCACUCCAUUGUCAUUCCUGACUUUGAGGAAGCUUACAUCAUGCGUGGUGGCCGUGCCCGCCAUCAACCCAAUCAGCUGACCAAGGAGCAUUACUUUCGAGUCGAAAUAUUCUAUGCAACACUGGACACUCAACUAUUUGAACUAAAUCAUAGGUUCAAUGAGAAGGUAAUGGAUCUUCUAACCAAUAGUGCCACCUUGAUUCCUAGAAACAAAUUUAGAGGAUUUAAAGCUAGUGAUAUAUGUGACAUGGUGAAAAAGUACUACCCAGCAGACUUCCCCCAAAAAGAUAUCUAUGGAUUACAACUACAACUAAAACAUUUUGUUUUGGAUGCUUCCAAGGAUGAAUAUAUGAGAGAUAUAUCAAACUUGAUUGAUCUUUGUCGAUGCCUUGUGGAGUCGGGAGUUGUCUUCAAUUUGAUUGAAAGAUUACUCCGUUUGCUCAUUACCCUUCCAGUUUCUACGGCGAGUGCUGAGCGUGCAUUUUCCAGUAUGAAGAUCAUUAAAACAAGGUUGCGCAAUACAAUGGAGGAUGACUUUCUUGCCAAUAACUUGUUAGUUAACAUAGAGGGUGAACUUCUAGAGAAGUACAGCUAUGAAGAUAUCAUUGAAGAUUUCAAAUGCGCGAAGGAACGGAAUGCUGAUUUGUAGUAUGUAACUCCACACAACUUUGCCUGAUGGUCAAAUGGUAUGGCUUAUUUUGGUUUGGAGUAGUAUAUAUGGUCAAAUUUUAUGGCUUAUUUUGGUCUCGGUAGUAUAUAUGUAUAUAUAUGCAUUUGCUCGUCUUGUAUUCAAUGUGAACAGAAGGUGUACUGACUAUAUCUAUUGAAAUAGUAUAUAUGCUUUAGAAUUUGAAGAA